AGCAUAUACCCCCGAAGUUGGAAGAUGGUUGAAGGAUAGGGUGUGGCGUCUGUAAGGGGUGUAAAACAGUCUCGCAUGUAUUCGUAUGCUGCCUAAUCACUUUUUUAUAGGUAAUUCCACUAUUUACAACAACCUGCCCCUGGCUAGGGGUAUGAAGCAAAGGAAAUGUCCACGUGGUCCAAAAAGAAAAUAAGCCGGCCUGAGGCCUUGAGGUGCGUUAUUCCAAACAGAAAUCCCCGCUUGCCCGCCAUGCACAUGUCCUUAAAUGAGUAUAUCCAGGAAAGGGGGAAGGAAAACAGAACAAGAACAGCUAAAACAAGAAACACGCCACAUUUUAUAUACUGGGCUGCCCGCCCUGCACUCUCUCCCCCAGUAUCCUCCCUCUCGUCACCUUGCCGGUCCCGCGAAGUCUCCGACUGCCUAUUGGCCGGAAAACAGCUGCCUACCGUGGUCGUCCAGCUGCAUUCCCAGGCUCCCAAGCUGCAUGUCUGGGACGCCAUAUCCGGGAGCCUCGAGGUCGCUCACUGCCUGUCCGUUGGCAGGCAGCGGCGGCGGCGGCGCGUCCGGCAUAGCCCCUUCCGUACAGGCAACCACGUUGUUGUUGUUGUUGUUGUUGUUGUUGUUGGGCUGCCGCUGCGCGGUCGGCAUGACCCCUUCCGUAAAGGCAACCCCGUUGUUGCUGGGCUGCUGUUGCACGAGCGAAAAGGUAACCCCGCCGUUGUUGUUGAACACCUACUGCACGACUGCACUAGACUCGCCCUGAAAGGCAACGCCGUUGUUGUUGGCCAGCUACUACUGCUACACAAUUAGAAAGGCAACCCCGUCGCUGUUGUUGAACUGCUGCUGCUGCUGCUGCUGCUGCUGCUGCUGCUGUCCUGGGCCGCCGCCGCAGCCGCUGUCGUCGAGUGCCGUAUCCGGGACUCUAAU
Molecule: messenger RNA, 927 nt
Organism: Lasiosphaeria miniovina
Lineage: Eukaryota; Fungi; Ascomycota; Sordariomycetes; Sordariales; Lasiosphaeriaceae
Exons: 1
Coding region: 166-810 (214 amino acids)
Source: RefSeq, a predicted model, not a curated record